Messenger RNA from Phacochoerus africanus (Common warthog), 2357 nucleotides. It is a transcript of the gene SMPD1, whose product is annotated as sphingomyelin phosphodiesterase 1. The transcript is spliced from 6 exons. Gene Ontology annotation, biological process: sphingomyelin catabolic process; ceramide biosynthetic process. Gene Ontology annotation, cellular component: lysosome. Gene Ontology annotation, molecular function: acid sphingomyelin phosphodiesterase activity. NCBI's taxonomy places the organism in Eukaryota, Metazoa, Chordata, Mammalia, Artiodactyla, Suidae. The record is from RefSeq and is a predicted model, not a curated record. Bases 134 to 2011 code for a protein of 625 amino acids.
GAGGAAGGGGCGGAGCGGCUUUGUGGCUCAGCUGCGAGCAGUCAGCCGACCGCGCCGCCUGGGAUCCGGAGAGCCAACCAGGGCCCGCACCGGCCGGGGCCGGGCUGGUUCGUCGGGUCUAGGAAGCCCGGCAAUGCCCCGCCACCGAGGGCCUCCCGGCCAGGACCGCCCCAGGUGGGGCUGGGAGCAGAGACUGGACAGCUUCUUGCGGGUCCCCAGCCUAAGGCUCCUGAGUAUGGGCUUGGCACUGACCCUGGCCCUGUCUGACCCCCUGGUUUUCUGGGCUCCUGCUGGGGCUCAUCCUCUUCCCGCCCAAGGCCACCCCGCCAAGUUCAGUCGCGUAGCACCCCAGCUCCGGAAAGCCUUUGGCUGGUGGAACCUCAGCUGUCCCGUCUGCAAAGGCCUGUUCACUGCCCUCGACCUCGGGCUGAAGGAAGAGGUCAGUGUGGCCUGGGUGGGCUCCGUAGCCAUCAAGGUGUGCAAGCUGCUGAAAAUCGCGCCGCCCGCCGUGUGCCAGUCCGCCGUCCGGCUCUUUGAGGACGACGUGGUGGACGUGUGGACGCGCUCCGUGCUGCGCCCGUCUGAGGCCUGCGGGCUGCUCGUGGGCUCCUCCUGUGGGCACUGGGACAUCUUCGAAUCUUGGAACAUCUCCCUGCCGCCCGUGCCAAAGCCGCCCCCGCAGCCGCCCAGGCCCCCGGCCCCAGGCUCCCCCGUCAGCCGCGUCCUCUUCCUCACGGACCUGCACUGGGACCACGACUACCUGGAGGGCACAGACCCUAACUGCGAGAACCCGCUGUGUUGCCGCCAGGAUUCUGGUCCACCGCCUGCCUCCCGGCCCGGUGCCGGAUACUGGGGCGAGUACAGCAAGUGCGACCUGCCCCUGCGGACCCUGGAGAGCCUGUUGGGCGGGCUGGGCCCUGCCGGCCCUUUUGAAAUGGUGUACUGGACCGGCGACAUCCCUGCCCACAACGUCUGGCACCAGUCUCGCCAGGACCAGCUGCGCGCCCUGACCACGGUCACGGCCCUGGUGAAGAAGUUCCUGGGGCCGGUGCCUGUGUACCCGGCCGUCGGCAACCACGAGAGCACGCCUGUCAACAGCUUCCCGCCCCCCUUCAUAGAGGGCAACCAGUCUUCCCGCUGGCUCUACGAGGCCAUGGCCGAGGCCUGGGAGCCCUGGCUGCCUGCUGAAGCCCUUCGCACCCUCAGAAUCGGGGGGUUCUAUGCCCUUUCCCCACGCCCCGGCCUCCGCCUCAUCUCUCUCAAUAUGAAUUUUUGUUCCCGUGAGAACUUCUGGCUCUUGAUCAACGCCACCGAUCCCGCUGGACAGCUCCAGUGGCUGGUGGGGGAGCUCCAGGCUGCUGAGGACCGAGGAGACAAAGUGCAUAUCAUCGGCCACAUUCCCCCAGGGCACUGCCUGAAGAGCUGGAGCUGGAAUUAUUACCGAAUCGUGAACAGGUACGAGAACACCGUGGCGGCGCAGUUCUUCGGCCACACGCACGUGGAUGAGUUCGAGGUGUUCUACGACGAGGAGACCCUGAGCCGGCCGCUCUCUGUCGCCUUCCUGGCGCCCAGCGCCACCACCUACAUCAGCCUGAAUCCUGGUUACCGGGUCUACCAAAUAGACGGCAACUACUCGGGGAGCUCUCACGUGGUCCUGGACCACGAGACCUACAUCCUGAACCUGACGCAGGCGAAUAAGCCCGGGGCCACCCCGCACUGGCAGCUCCUCUACAGGGCGCUGGAAACCUAUGGGCUGCCCAACGCGCUGCCCGCCGCCUGGCACGACCUGGUGUAUCGCAUGCGGAGUGACACACGACUUUUCCAGACCUUCUGGUUUCUCUACCACAAGGGCCACCCACCCUCGGAGCCCUGUGGCACGCCCUGCCGCCUCGCCACACUGUGCGCCCAGCUCUCCGCCCGCUCAGACAACCCUGCCCUGUGUCGCCACCUCGUGCCAGAGGCAGGCCCCUCUGACGCCCAGAGCCUGCGGCCAAGGCCACCGUUCUGCUAGCGUCCUUCCCCAGAGCCGGGGAAGUGCAUGUCUGAGGAAGGAGUGAAAACUCCAGAGGGCCCCGCGGUGGGAAGAAGGCCUGGUGGAAGCGCCUGUCGCAGCGCAAGCACGCCUCGGAAACAGGACCUCCUUUCCCGGAGCUGGUUUAGCGAAACGUGGGACGGGGGCCGGCUGCUCUGAGGCCGCUGCCCCUUUCACAGCCACGCAGCAGAGGUCUAAGUUAUUAGCUGCCCCGGGCAGACCCAACAAGCUGUCACCCCAGGCCUGUGCUCGCCACCCAGGAGCCCUGUACUGUUGCUGCUGCCUGGUUGCCAGGCUGUUAAAAUAAAAAGAGACUUGGACUCCA